Messenger RNA from Drosophila virilis, 1546 nucleotides. Its product is annotated as protein Exd1 homolog. Gene Ontology annotation, molecular function: nucleic acid binding. Lineage: Eukaryota; Metazoa; Arthropoda; Insecta; Diptera; Drosophilidae. The record is from RefSeq and is a predicted model, not a curated record. Gene Ontology annotation, biological process: piRNA processing. Gene Ontology annotation, cellular component: PET complex.
GUGUUUUACCGCUAAUCGUAAUAAUUGCACAAACACUAUAAAUGUGCGCAGGUUGCCAGUGUUUUGUAUUGACUAUGGUUCAGUUAUUUUUCUUUGCAUUCUGAUUCGCAAAGCGAUCGACCGCUAGCUGUAAAAGUGCUCAGGUUAUUUGCGCAGCAAUUAUAACAGAGUUUAAUGUCAAUUAUAAACCAAUUACUGCACUAGACACACGCGUUUACCUUAAUGUUGUCUGGUAUAGACGUAUUGUGUGUAAAAGAAAAACGCGUUUUCCUACAAUAUAUGUGAAGAUACGCAUAACAACAAUUACACUCCUUAGCCUGAGAUUUGUGGCAACGCUGAGCAGAUUAUUACAAAUUUACAUUAGUGUUUGUUUACAAUUGAGCUGGUGAUUAUUAUUGAAGAGUUGCCACCAUCUUUACUUAAAACACAGUAAAAAAAAAUAAAUAAAAUAAGAAAAUGAGCGAUGACAAUAGCAAUUUUGAGGACAUCGACAACAGCGACAAUGACAGCGUAGAGUCUUUUGCUACAGCUGCCGCUUGGGAGAGAAAAUCUAUAAAAAGUGCGCCCCUUUUGCCACACGAACUGUUGUCCCUGCAGCAGAAACUUAAGCGCAUUGUGGUUAUUCAGCAAACGGAUCAGUCAUACCAUAGGGCGUUGAGCGACAUACGCGACCAAGCCAUCAUCUCGGUGCUGGUGGAGCCAAGUUUCUAUGGGCGGCAUUGCAUAACAUCCGUCAUGGUUAUUGCCACCGCGAAUAAUACGUAUGUGUUUGAUCUGAAAGCGCUGGGAGUCAUUUUCCGGGAACUAUCUGUGCUGCUGGAGGCGGAGUAUCCUAGAAAGAUAAUGCACUACAGCCAUCGAAUAUGUGAUUUGCUGUUCCAUCAGCACAAGCUAAGAAUAAAUGGAAUUUGCGACACGUUCGUCGCGUUGUGCGUAGCUCGACAGGAUCGUUGUAAUUGCACGUUGCAGGACGCCAUUUCGUUAAUUUUCGAGCUACCGCUGUCCGAGCUGACCUGCGACGAGAUAACUAGUGCCAGCGAAUCGCUGCGUAACUUCACCGCACGCCCUUUAUCCAGAGGUCAGAUCCAAUACCUGGGAAAACUUGCCAUAUUACAACAUAAGUUACACGAUACGCUUAUCUACGGAAAUAUUUGUAGCGAUUUGCAACAAAUGUCGGAAAAAUUCAGCUGCGAGUUUAACAAGCAAAAGAAAUCGGACGAGGUGGCACUGAACAUGAGACCUGGUAGCAAAACUGGCUUCGAAUGCAUAGAUCCAUACUACAAAAUAUCAACAUCAGUGGACUAACUGCAAUUCCUUAAUAUUAAUGUUGAAAUGAAACGCGCAUGCUGAACACAUUCCUUACGUCUCCUUUUUGCAUUUUCAAUUCCCUUACAAUCUUAUACAUUGUACUCCAUUUCUUUGUUGUAUCGUUGCAUUCUGGUGCAUUCGACAUCGUAAUACUCUGCUCUCAAUGUAGAUUUCUUUAAUUAUUGUUUUAAUGGCUUUCCGACUGCAACACAAAACAGUUACUUUAAAGCUUUCAAAA